UUGGAGUUUGGUUGCGAGAAUGCGAAGAAGUGGUAUGUGAGUGAAGUGUGUUUGUACGUAUGAGUGCUUCUGUUUUGCAGUUAACUGCAAUACAUGUCAGUACCAAAGCAACGGACGCACAUUAGUUUACUCAUUGGUAUUAUUUUUGGUGAAACAUGCUAACCGUAAGAUCGUCUGCUGCUGAUGACGUAGGAACAGUCCUGGUACCUGCAGUGAAUUUUACUAGGAAGUGAGAAAUAUUCCUUAUUUAUCAAAAAGAUACAGCAAAGCGCUUGUGUAAACUCAAAACAGAUGUAUUUGUCUGAUGCCAGCUCUAAGAAUGGUGCAUUUUGGUGACAAGCACGUUUGUCGAAUAGAGGAAGUGGAUGCACAGCUGGUUUAGCUCUAGGGGUGUGUAAUGUCCUUGUUUAGUGGCGCGCGUUUUGAAAUCUUGAACCAAAAUGUGGGUCGUGAAUUACGAAGUGGUUCGAUAUGACAGUUAUAAUGCGAAACUGUGAAGAGAGCUGCAAGCACCAAGUAUGAGCAGAGGAUACUACGUUCCUUGUGCCCCAUUUCUUUAUUUGGUUCCGGACAGCGGCGGUGCUCCGCCUGGGAUGGACUGCAUGCCACUACAGCGCUCCCCCGGGCCGUUCCACUACCUCAUCCACGAGCAGGCCAAGUCACUUGUCGCGCUACAGGAGCUGCAGAAUGAAGUCGGAGCGCUGUUGGAGUUCCGGGACCUCGUCAUGGAGACAUUCCCACACUUGCGGAGUAAGAUGGUGGCAGGCAUCACGUCAUGUAACGUCUCCCACACCAGCAGCACUCAAUCUAACAUCCCCAUUCCUCUGACAUCCUCCAGGCGCGAAUGGGAACCUGGUAUCAGAGUUCGCCGCAAAAUUCAGUCACACGCUGGUGCUAAAGACUCUGAGAUAUCGGUGUCGUCUCUGGCUUCGAACCGAGGACGGAGCAGUAAGACUUCAGCGGUACACACACAGCAACCAAAGAGCGGCGAGGGGAUAAACAGUGGCAGCGGCACAAGUUCCGCUGGGAGCAGUGCUGUGCAGGACUCGGGUUUCGGAACAGAGACGUCAUCCAGCAAGGAACACUGUCACAGCGCGACCACAGGGCCCGUAGUGGUGCACAGGCCCACAGCCACGGCGCCAUCUCCCGCUGUACAGGACGAAGCUGAAGACGAGCUGUGGAAUCUUCUUGACGUUAUCCAUAGGAAGGGCACGAAGCUGCGAGAGGAUGUGGAGUACUUACAGCAGAGGUUCCAAGUGAGUGACAGACUAGUGAUGGCAGGGCACAAACAGGGUGACGAAAUAAUCAGGCGGAGGAGCCUGAGUGACAUAGAGCAAGAACUUAUGCAUGAGUCCGGAAAGAUCUGCACUUUGGAGGAGAGAGAAAAACGACUUAAAGACCUCAACACUGUAAGAUCUCGGAAAGCCCUGUUAGGCAUCGCUGGACGUAGUCUGCAUGAUGGACACUCGCUUGACAAGCUUGAUGCUAACAGAGACGAACUCCGCAAUUUGCAACGCGAGAGGGACUUGUUGUUAGAUAAAGUUGCCGAAAUGGAGGCAGAGACACUCGCAAGUAGGGCAAGAGCUUCUCAGUUGCAGUCAGAACUUGGUUGCCUCAUAGAGGUUAAGCGAGACUUGGAGGAGCAGCUUCGGGCAGCUGUUAGUCAGAAGAGUGAGCUUAACAGUCGGAUCCACGACCUGCACCUGCAGUUCGUCAGUGGCAACAAGAACAGCGGCACGAGUACCUCGGCGUCUCCGCUCAGCGACACGACUGGCCGUAAGUUGCAUUUAGUCUCCGGGACCAGGAGGACUGCCGCUGUAAGCCAGGAACGGCUUCGCAGCGCGGCAUCUAGUCAGGCUGCUUAUGGUCGAGUGUCAAGUCCUGGCAGGAGCCAGUCGUGCUUCACUCCUGUCCCGAUAUCUUCGCGUCGAUAUUCAGAAAGUACCACCAGCAUCAAGUCACCUGUUGAAAAGAAUAUCAUCUCUCCGAAUUUAUCCAGUCAUCCUCAGGAUGUGGGGCCAUCUAUAUCAAGACAGGAACUUGAAGGCGGUGUGGAUCGUGUCAAGUCUGAAGUGUUGGAAAGUCGAAGUGUUGAGGAUAGGUUGGCCAGUAUGACGGACGGUGAAAAAACGAGGUUCAAAUUAGGUACAUUGGACGGGGUUGUAAGCUCGCCGUCACGUAUCGCACGUGGAGUCACACCUGAUCCCCACGUAGUGGCAGCUAUUCUCCAGGAGUUCAGCGCCGUUGAACUGCAAAGACAUCUGCUCGUCACGUCUGUGGAGAACAAGGCUCUUCACCAAUGUCUUGAGAGAACUGAGAAAUCUCAUGUGGACAUAGUAGAGCAGUUGGAAAAGAUGAAGGAUGAGAAUGAUGACCUCAGAUUCCAGCUGGAAGAGAAGAACAUAGAACUGGAGGGGACCAGAGCUCAGGUUAGAGUACUGGAACGUCUCCAGCAGAAGGCAUCUGAAGACACUGCUACAGUCUUUCCUCUUGAAGCCACAACUAACCCAGUCCUUCCACUCUUAGCCCUUCCAAUGGCUGUAGAUGACAACAUACAUCAUAGCAGCAGUACUGAGUCAGCCCAUGAUCACACCAUAGGGGUACAAUCUGAAGAAGGCACAAGUGAUCAAGGGGAGGCAAAGAAAACUUCUGAGACCCAGCAAAUGUCACCAAGGAGACGCCCCAGCAAGAUCCCACUUCCAGGAACAAAAUCAAUAUGUGCUCCCAAACCUCCAAGUGGAAAAUCUGCAUCGGCAUCAAGCCGAAACAAGGGAUCACCUUCACUGAAGAGUAGAACGGACUCAAAUUCUUCUCUUUCUGGAAAGAACACUGUUAGAGAGUCCUCAUGGAAAAAUAAAAGUGAAAACAAUUCAUCCCUUACUGGAGGAGUGAAAAGCCGAGAAUCUCCAAGUGGUGGAAGAACUUCAUCCCUUUUAGGAAGGAAUAAUAGUCGUGACUCAUUAAACAGUUGUAGUAAAGGUCGAGACUCUUUCACAACAUUGACAGGAAAAGCCCGUGGUUGUGAUUCUCUGAGUGGAAAGAAAUCCAGUGGUGACUCAAUAUCUUCCUCUGUGAGCAAGGGUCGAGUAGAGACUCCUUCCCACCAAAGUAGUUUCUCAUCUAAUGUGUCAGGAAGCAACAAGAGAGAAUCAAUUUCUGGUGGUAAAGGCAAGGAUGCUUCAUUCUCUUCAUCUACUGGACGUAAAGGCCACCAUCACCAAACCCCUGCUUCCACUCGAAUGGGCCGAGGGGGCAGUAACAAUUCAAGCAUUAACCAGAGGAUAGGAAAUAGCAUCUUGAACGAGCAGGGUGAUCAAAAUUCGAAGGAAUCUGGUGUACAUUUUGUUGGAAGUACUGAAGCUUGUUCUUCACUACACAGUCCAGCAGAGCAACAAGACAACACUUAUCCAGAUUCACUCAUUCAUUUUUCAUUUCAAGGAUCUGACCUAGCAGCAUUUAAACACCCGACUAAUAUUGUUACAUGUGACAACUCUGUAAUAUCUGAACGUCGCAACUCAGUUUAUGAAACUUCAGAAACACAAGCACAUCCUUGGCAUUCCUCAUCUUCAGAAUAUUUUGACAGUAUCAACAACUCUGGUAGUUCAGUUUUUCAGAACAGUUCUAUCCUGCGGUCAUUUUCAUUUUACCAAGACCAGUAUCUUCAGUCAGCAGUGCAACAUGAAGGGUUGGCUGAGUGUGAUUCAUUGGAAAAAGAAGCAGUUGGUGUGGAGCUUAAUAAUAUAAUGGCUGAGACUGACAAUGAAGAUGUAAAUUUUAUUGUGAGCUCAGCCUCUUCAAGAAAUCUUUGGGUGAAAACUGACAAUCCAACUGAGUGGUGACAAAAAUAUACUUCAUGAAGUUUUUACCGUACCAACAACUUUUGAAUAGAAAAUUAGAUGAAAUGGCUUAACAUAAUUGUGUCAGGUAACCAAAAGCAAAGAUGAUGCAAAAGUAUACAGUUACUUUUUCAAUUGUAAGAAUUAAAAAAGUAUAAUUAAUGCUGUAAUCAUGGCCCUAAAUGAAAUGUAUGGCAUUUUAAGUGUUAAAAUGUGUGUAUAGAGAAAUUAACAGAACCCUUUAACUAGAAUAUGGCAUGAUAUUUUUAUGAGCCCAAUAAAGAGAGCUUUCUCUUCAAUUCUGAAUAACAGUUUUUAUGUGAUAAUUUACGUAGACCUGCGAAUACAAUAACACAACAGGAAUUCCCAUUUUUGGCUACAUGUGCAUAUAUUUUUGCACUGAAGAAUUUAAUUUAUUUUUCCAGUAUUCAUUUUAGAUGUACACUUGAAAAAAUAACACUUGAGAAAAUAAAAUAUUUUUGCUUCAGAUUUCAUGACAAGAUUGUAAUGUAGUAGCAAGGUAUAUAUAGUAGCUUCUCUAUGUCAAUAAGAUUUACUGAGAAGAUAUAUUUUGAUACCAUUUCUUGCCACUAGAGAAGGUUCAUAUAGAUCUUACGGUGAUUAUAAUAUAAAAAUAUUUAAUUGAAGCUGAACAAAUGCUAACAGCAUAUGUCAAUUUAACAUCCCUAUUAUGAAAGACUGAAUUAAGAAUUUAUUUCAUUUACGAGAUUUGACAGCCCAAGUUACAUUUAACAAAUAACAGUUAAGUACAAAAAGAAGCCACUCGUCAUCAUUAUUAUGCUACACAUGUUUACUUUUGGUUACCAAUUCAAGAGAAACUUUUCAUUUCAUUUACUACUCAAAUAUUCUGUGGUAUAAAUUGUAGUUUCUUUUCCAUAUUUUAGGGAGAUAUUCCCUGUAGACCUGUGAUCAUCCUGAAGAGGUAUAAUAAUUAUUGGUGCUGAAAUAUUGUCAGCUACUAGAUGGUUGCUAGUGUAAGGAUGGAAGAUUAUUUAUAGAGAUUUAUCUAUUGCAUAUUCUAUAGUCAUAUAGAAACUUAUUUCUCAGAUAUCAGUUGACUCAGAAAGUUGUGAACUAUAGGCAUAGAUAGGAGUUAUUCCAUUUGUACAGUACUUUUGAAAUGUCUUGGUAAAGCUAUGAUUUUAAGGCAUUGUUGUAAUAAGUUAGUAAUCAAGAGUGGGUUUAGUAAGUUUAAAUCAUUACAUAUCGUAAUUAAUGUUAUAAGAAAUUUGAACUUAAAAAUUCCACCCAUUCCAGUCAUAUCUAUCAAGAAGUGUAUUCUGUUUUCUGCUAUGUAUUUUUCAUGUGUUAAUGAAAUUCUUGCUCAGCAUAUAACUUACUCUAUUUCUGCUACUUCUUGUUUCCUUUUUUGAUUUAUAAGUUCUUCCAUGACUAUAUUUCUGGGGGGGGAUUCAGUUGUUGGAAUUAGUACACUUCUAGAAUUUUGUAUUGAAAGGAACUGUAAUGUGCUGCUUAUUGUAGCAAUUCUUUUUGUUUCAUAUUUUCUGCUGUGUUGUUAUAUCGGUUUUUAUAUCUGUCUCAAAUGUUCUACAAAGCACUAAUUUUUCUUCAGUUUGUUACAGUGAACUGAAGGCAGCCAGUGUGCAGUCUGUGAGCUCUAAAUGUCUUCUUUGUUGAGAUUUCCCGGAAUGCUUUCUCUUCAGUCAUGGUUUUCACAAGUUUACUUAUCAUUUCUCCGGUCUAGAAAACUGAAAUUAACGGCCAUUUGGAUUCGUUGCGCUGAUCAUGCGACACCCUCUAUUCACAAA
This is a messenger RNA of Cryptotermes secundus, 5626 nucleotides long. RefSeq lists its product as uncharacterized. The coding region runs from base 519 to 3839 and encodes 1106 amino acids. The record is from RefSeq and is a predicted model, not a curated record. NCBI's taxonomy places the organism in Eukaryota, Metazoa, Arthropoda, Insecta, Blattodea, Kalotermitidae. The transcript has 6 exons.